This is a messenger RNA of Prunus armeniaca (apricot), 1869 nucleotides long. The record is from the annotation of a GenBank genome assembly. NCBI's taxonomy places the organism in Eukaryota, Viridiplantae, Streptophyta, Magnoliopsida, Rosales, Rosaceae.
AUGGGGAGUAAUGGGGUUGACCAUCCCUUGAAAGAUUUGGUAGAGGAAAGUGUUAGCAGCCAAGAACAGAGUUCUUUUCGGGAGGAGAGGAAUCAGAAGACAAAUUCUUCUAGGCACACUUCGGUUUUAGAGAUUUUUCAGUCAAAGGAGAUCAAUGUUGGUUCUUCACCUCAGACACCUCAGAGAGGCUUGGACCAUUACAUCACUGCACCUAUUGGCACUCCCAAAGGUUUACUAAUUGAGGAUCAUGAGAUUAAAUUCUCUAGAUCCAUGACUGAGAAGAAGGGACUUCCCAGGCAUGACUUCAAGCUGGAUAGACUGUCAGAUCGUGAAAAGAAAAAAUUAAUUGUUGAGAUGGUCAAGAUACAAAAUGAUGGAACAGUAGAAGUUGAUUUAGAAAAAAGUGCACCUGUUGCCUCUGAGUUGUUAGAGCUCCAGAGUAUUGAAGAUGUGCCUGUCAAUCUUGAUAAUAUGACUUCCAGUACUACCAAGUCAAUUCCAAGGUUGAAAAUUGCCAUACUUGUGGUCGGAACAAGAGGAGAUGUACAGCCUUUUCUGGCUAUGGCGAAGAGAUUUCAGGAGUUUGGCCAUCAUGUUAGGCUGGCAACUCAUGCUAACUUCAGUGCUUUUGUAAAGUCGGCUGGUGUAGACUUUUAUCCUUUGGGUGGUGAUCCUCGUGUUUUGGCAGGAUAUAUGGCCAGAAACAAAGGUCUCAUUCCAUCCGGGCCAGCAGAAAUAUCUAUACAGAGAAAGCAACUGAAGGCAAUUAUUGAAUCUCUUCUUCCAGCCUGCACAGAACCAGAUAUAGAAACUGGUGUGCCUUUUAAGGCACAGGCAAUAAUUGCAAACCCUCCUGCUUAUGGACAUGCUCAUGUUGCUGAAGCUCUUGGAGUACCCCUUCAUAUUUUCUUCACAAUGCCAUGGACGCCUACUUAUGAAUUUCCUCACCCACUGGCACGUGUACCUCAAAGUGCUGGUUAUUGGCUUUCAUAUAUUGUUGUGGAUUUGCUGAUAUGGUGGGGCAUUAGGGGAUAUAUUAAUGAUUUCAGAAAAAAGAAGUUGAAGCUUUCUCCUAUUGCAUACUUCAGCACAUACCAUGGAUCAAUAUCUCAUUUGCCAACAGGCUAUAUGUGGAGCCCUCAUGUUGUGCCAAAGCCAAGUGAUUGGGGACCUCUUGUGGAUGUCGUUGGUUAUUGUUUCCUAAACCUUGGGUCAAAGCAUCAACCUCAAGAUGAAUUUGUUCGUUGGAUUCAGAAAGGGUCGAAACCUAUAUAUAUUGGCUUCGGAAGCAUGCCACUUGAGGACCCCAAGAAAACUACGGAGAUUAUAUUGGAGGCAUUGAAAGAUACAGGACAGAGAGGAAUAAUUGACAGAGGUUGGGGGGACCUGGGGAAUUUUACAGAAGCAUCUGAUAAUGUUUUCCUAUUGGAGGACUGUCCUCACGAUUGGCUGUUUCCUCAAUGUUCAGCAGUUCAUCACGGUGGUGCUGGAACCACAGCUACAGGAUUAAGAGCUGGGUGUCCAACAACCAUAGUGCCAUUCUUUGGAGAUCAGUUUUUCUGGGGUGAGAGGAUACAUGAGAAAGGCUUGGGGCCUGCACCAAUACCUAUUUCUCAGCUCAGUGUCGAGAGCCUUUCAAAUGCUAUCAGAUUCAUGCUGGAGCCAGAGGUUAAAUCUCGGGUACUAGAAAUAGCAAAGUUGAUAGAGAAUGAAGACGGUGUAGCUGCUGCAGUUGAUGCGUUUCAUCGGCAGUUACCUCCUGUGCUACCAAUGCCAACUUCAUCUUCAGAGGAAGAUGAACUUCCAAACCCUUUGGUGUGGUUCUUUCUUCAACUUGAGAAGUGGUGCUGCCUGCCAUGUGGUUUGUAG